Messenger RNA from Frankliniella occidentalis (western flower thrips), 1120 nucleotides. Its product is annotated as potassium voltage-gated channel subfamily KQT member 1-like. The annotation marks the transcript as partial. The record is from RefSeq and is a predicted model, not a curated record. Gene Ontology annotation, biological process: potassium ion transport. Gene Ontology annotation, cellular component: voltage-gated potassium channel complex; membrane. NCBI's taxonomy places the organism in Eukaryota, Metazoa, Arthropoda, Insecta, Thysanoptera, Thripidae. The transcript is spliced from 4 exons. Gene Ontology annotation, molecular function: voltage-gated potassium channel activity.
GGACGCCCAGCAGCCUGGCCAAGGACGGGCGAAUGUUCCCGAGCCAGACCAGCUCCGUGACGGAGGCUGCGUCGGACGAGAUGGACUGCGACCUCAUGGACGAGCCGCAGCGAGUCACUCUGCUGACGGAGGCCCACCGCAACGCCAUCCGGGCCAUCAGGAAGAUCAAGUACUUUGUGGCGAGGAGAAAGUUCCAGCAGGCGAGGAAGCCGUACGACGUUCGGGACGUGAUCGAGCAGUACAGCCAGGGCCACCUCAACAUGAUGGUCCGGAUCAAGGAGCUGCAGCGGCGUCUGGACCAGACGCUGGGAAAGCCGGGCAGCUACCUGGGCGGAUUCGACCGGGCGGGGAACCAGCUCAAGCCCAUGACCAUCGGGGCUAGGCUCUUUCGACUGGAGCAGCAGCUCACCGGCGUGGAGAGGAAGACAGACUCUAUCCUCGCGCUGAUGCAGAUGCUGGCGCAGAAGCACGCCAUACCGCUGCCGUCGCCACGCUCGCCCACGCCGAGGGAAGAGCUGGAGUCGCGGAACACAUAAGGCUGUCAAUGUCAACGCCGUGCGCCACGCUGCACCGGUUGUUUACCUAACUCUCCUUCUUCUGAUCUCAAAGCACCUAACGGUGUGUUUUUUACCCUUGAUAGAAGGGUGAUAAGAAUUUAUCGGAUGCUGUUAUGUGCGUUUACUUUAAUCGACUAAUAGCACCACAAGAUGCACGGUUCUUAAGCUUUAACUAAGUAAGGUCUCCUAUUCCAUGACAGUAGAAACAUUAUGCUAUGCUCAAACGGCCUCCUCCUUUAUCACGAAGAGCACGAAAUUGUGAGUCGCAUUGCAAGAUGAGGUCGUCUUGUUAUAUGCACAACAUUUUGUUAUUAGAUUAAGUACAUCAAAAAGGAAAACAACGAACAAAGGUCAGUACGAUUUAUUUUGACCUCCUUUCUGUCGUAUUUGAACGCUAUGUUCUCUAUCACUAACUUUUUUAAGCUACACCACUUUCAUAUUCCAUAUUUUUCUGUGAAUCUCUUGAUAUAUCGUGGUUAACUUGAGGUGACACCACGAGGUAUACUCUAGUAACUAAUAAUCUGCUGUGAGUUCAUUCUUAUUAUAAUUAUUAAUAUUGUUAA